AGCAGGCGACGGGCAGCGGCAGGAUGGACCUAGAAGCCUCGCUGCUGCCCACCGGCCCUAAUGCCAGCAACACCUCGGACGGCCCCGAUAACCUCACCCUGGCCGGGUCACCUCCUCGCAGAGGGAGUGUCUCCUACAUCAACAUCAUCAUGCCUUCAGUGUUUGGCACCAUCUGCCUCCUGGGCAUCAUCGGGAACUCCACAGUCAUCUUCGCGGUGGUGAAGAAGUCCAAACUGCACUGGUGCAGCAACGUGCCCGACAUCUUCAUCAUCAACCUCUCGGUGGUGGACCUCCUCUUUCUCCUGGGCAUGCCCUUCAUGAUCCACCAGCUCAUGGGCAAUGGAGUCUGGCACUUUGGAGAGACCAUGUGCACACUCAUCACGGCCAUGGACGCCAACAGUCAGUUCACCAGCACCUACAUCCUGACCGCCAUGGCCAUUGAUCGCUACCUGGCCACCGUCCACCCUAUCUCCUCCACCAAGUUCCGGAAGCCUUCUGUGGCCACCCUGGUGAUCUGCCUCCUGUGGGCCCUCUCCUUCAUCAGCAUCACCCCCGUGUGGCUCUACGCUAGGCUUAUCCCCUUCCCAGGGGGCACGGUGGGCUGUGGCAUCCGCCUGCCCAACCCAGACACUGACCUGUACUGGUUCACCCUGUACCAGUUCUUCCUGGCCUUCGCCCUGCCCUUUGUGGUCAUCACAGCUGCGUAUGUGAGGAUCCUGCAGCGCAUGAUGUCCUCCGUAGCUCCCGCCUCUCAGCGCAGCAUCCGGCUGCGGACAAAGAGGGUGACUCGUACAGCCAUCGCCAUCUGCCUGGUCUUCUUUGUGUGCUGGGCCCCCUACUAUGUGCUGCAGCUGACCCAGUUGUACAUCAGCCGCCCGACACUCACCUUUGUGUACCUGUACAACGCAGCCAUCAGCUUGGGCUAUGCCAACAGCUGCCUCAAUCCCUUUGUGUACAUCGUGCUCUGUGAGACAUUCCGCAAACGCUUGGUCCUGUCGGUGAAGCCUGCUGCCCAGGGGCGGCUUCGAGCCGUCAGCAAUGUCCACACAGCUGAUGAGGAGAGGACAGAAAGCAAGGGCACCUGACGCUUCCCCUACAACCCUGGGCACCUCCAAGUCGGGACAGCACGGCGGACCAUGAUGGGGAGAGACGCUGAGAAGAACCCAAGACCCCUCUGGGAGAAUGCGGGGAGGCUGGGUGGUGAGGGGUUGUUGCAACUAAAAACAUUCCACGGGGUCCACAAAUUGCCGGGGAGGCUGGCAGCCAGAUUUUGGGGGCUUCAAGCAUCAGACAUCCCCUUGGGAGAGGAGGAAGAGACCUUUGGGUUGAACAGAAACUGAACAAGAAGAAAAUUUUCAUUCAAAUGUUCAGUUGAGCCCUAUAUCUCUUGGCUCCCCAGUGUCUUUUUCUCAAUUUCUGAUUUAUUUAAAACCUGGGAAGGCCAGGGUGUGAGCAGCGGGGCCCUGGGGAGGUUGGAAAGUGAUGGGGCCUCAACGCUCCUUCCCAUCUCUCCCUGGUGCGAUGGAGGGCAGCCCUUCUCCCAAGCUGGCGGGUGGUGAAACGAAGCAUGCCGUCUCUCUGCGUUCCAGCAUCCUGUGUCGA
Messenger RNA from Lynx canadensis (Canada lynx), 1602 nucleotides. It is a transcript of the gene MCHR1, whose product is annotated as melanin concentrating hormone receptor 1. NCBI's taxonomy places the organism in Eukaryota, Metazoa, Chordata, Mammalia, Carnivora, Felidae. Gene Ontology annotation, cellular component: membrane; neuron projection. The coding region runs from base 24 to 1085 and encodes 353 amino acids. Gene Ontology annotation, biological process: neuropeptide signaling pathway. The transcript has 2 exons. Gene Ontology annotation, molecular function: neuropeptide binding; melanin-concentrating hormone receptor activity. The record is from RefSeq and is a predicted model, not a curated record.